UCGCGACAACACUUGCCAGAUACCCAGCGCCACCACUUCAGCAAUUCGGCGGGCACUGUUGCGAACUGGUGUCCCGCUCAUACGAACCGACACAUCCUACCCAGCCAUCGAAGGGCUCAGACCCGCGACACCAGACCGCGACGCGGGCCCAUCCUACUACACCUUCACAAACCGCCCAUCAUGUCAUCAAGGCAGGCAGCGCUAUCCCUCUAUCGCCGCUGUCUGAAGCUUGCCCUCGACUGGUCAGUCCACCGCCACCUCUGGCGUGGCCAGGCGCUCUACAUCCGCUCUCUGUUUGAGGCGAAGCGGAAUGUCACCGAUCCGAGAUUACAACGGGCGCUGUUGAAGGAGACGGAGAAUCUGCUGGAGAAAUGGAAGCACCCGGAUCCUUACUGCCAUCCGACUGCUCCUGGAGGUGCGCAGUUCCCCCAUAAUCUCGCUGUGCAUCCUCAUGUCAUGCAUUGGUCGCCCUGGUGGGCAUAGCUCACAAAUGAAUUGCGCAGGCUCCAAGUACGAGAGAAACCUCCCCGUUCCUCAUUUAGAUCCUCCCCCGCCGCUCAAGUUCUGAUGAUUAUUUGCGAGCUGGGUUUGGGCUGUGCAUAUGGUUUAGAGGUCAAUAUGGGAUAGAAGAUUUUGAGAUUGCAUCUUCUGCCCUAUUUCGUGAUUCUUGACGCUCGACCUUCAACGCAAUAUCCUCAUCCAUAGAUCGUGGGCACAAGUCCAGUCUGAGACUUUGGGACAGCUCACGGGACACACACUGUUGUCAUUUUUUGCGGCAGACACAAGCCCGGUUGAUGCCGCAAU
Parathielavia appendiculata is the source of this 804-nucleotide messenger RNA. RefSeq lists its product as uncharacterized. NCBI's taxonomy places the organism in Eukaryota, Fungi, Ascomycota, Sordariomycetes, Sordariales, Chaetomiaceae. Gene Ontology annotation, biological process: mitochondrial electron transport, NADH to ubiquinone. The coding region runs from base 181 to 483 and encodes 100 amino acids. The transcript has 4 exons. The record is from RefSeq and is a predicted model, not a curated record.